Molecule: messenger RNA, 2897 nt
Organism: Cercocebus atys (sooty mangabey)
Lineage: Eukaryota; Metazoa; Chordata; Mammalia; Primates; Cercopithecidae
Gene: TCIRG1
Product: T-cell, immune regulator 1, ATPase, H+ transporting, lysosomal V0 subunit A3
Exons: 18
Coding region: 778-2820 (680 amino acids)
Biological process (GO): proton transmembrane transport; vacuolar acidification
Cellular component (GO): vacuolar proton-transporting V-type ATPase, V0 domain; plasma membrane; vacuolar proton-transporting V-type ATPase complex
Molecular function (GO): proton-transporting ATPase activity, rotational mechanism; ATPase binding
Source: RefSeq, a predicted model, not a curated record
GGACCAUGGGCUCCAUGUUCCGGAGCGAGGAGGUGGCCCUGGUCCAGCUCUUUCUGCCCACAGCUGCCGCCUACACCUGCGUGAGUCGGCUGGGCGAGCUGGGCCUCGUGGAGUUCAGAGACCUCAACGCCUCGGUGAGCGCCUUCCAGAGACGCUUUGUGGUUGAUGUUCGGCGCUGUGAGGAGCUGGAGAAGACCUUCACCUUCCUGCAGGAGGAGGUGCGGCGGGCUGGGCUGGUCCUGCCCCCGCCUGAGGGGAGGCUGCCGGCACCCCCACCCCGGGACCUGCUGCGCAUCCAGGAGGAGACAGAGCGCCUGGCCCAGGAGUUGCGGGAUGUGCGGGGCAACCAGCAGGCCCUGCGGGCCCAGCUGCACCAGCUGCAGCUCCACGCCGCCGUGCUGGGCCAGGGCCAUGGACCCCAGCUGGCAGCCGCCCACACAGAUGGGACCUCAGAGAGGAUGCCCCUGCUACAGGCUCCCGGGGGGCCGCAUCAGGACCUGAGGGUCAAGUGAGUGAGGGGUUGACCUCUUGUCCUUUCUGGCCAGCCCAGAACCCCUGGCCAGUUGCUGGGCUGGGCCAGGCUGAGCUCCAACUCCUUGUCCAGUGCUCUCCCCUCUGUUCCUGCUCUCAGGCUGCCCCCACCUCCUCCUUCAGGCCUGGAACUUCCCACAGUCCCAAGCCCUGGCCCUGGGGGGGUCCUUCUCUUCUGGCCCUGCCCGGGAGGCCUCCUGCCUUCCGCUGUGGGCAGGGCCAGUGGGCCCAAUUGCCCGAUUACCCAUGCUGGUCAGGGUCCUUCCCCGGGGGCCUGGUGGGGGAGGCAGGGCGGGAGGUUGGAGCAGUCCUGCCCAGCCCCGUGGCCGCCAGCUUUGUGGCAGGUGCGGUGGAGCCCCACAAGGCCCCUGCCCUAGAGCGCCUGCUCUGGAGGGCCUGCCGCGGCUUCCUCAUCGCCAGCUUCAGGGAGCUGGAGCAGCCGCUGGAGCACCCCGUGACGGGCGAGCCAGCCAUGUGGAUGACCUUCCUCAUCUCCUACUGGGGAGAGCAGAUUGGACAGAAGAUCCGCAAGAUCACGGACUGGAGGAGGCCCGCCGCGGAGCCCUGCGGCAGCUGCAGCAGCAGAGCCAGGAGCUGCAGGAGGUCCUGGGGGAGACAGAGCGGUUCCUGAGCCAGGUGCUGGGCCGGGUGCUGCAGCUGCUACCGCCGGGGCAGGUGCAGGUCCACAAGAUGAAGGCUGUGUACCUGGCCCUGAACCAGUGCAGCGUGAGCACCACGCACAAGUGCCUCAUUGCCGAGGCCUGGUGCUCCGUGAGAGACCUGCCUGCCCUGCAGGAGGCCCUGCGGGACAGCUCGACGGAGGAGGGAGUGAGCGCCGUGGCUCACCGCAUCCCCUGCCGGGACAUGCCCCCCACGCUCAUCCGCACCAACCGCUUCACAGCCAGCUUCCAGGGCAUCGUGGACGCCUACGGCGUGGGCCGCUACCAGGAGGUCAACCCCGCUCCCUACACCAUCAUCACCUUCCCCUUCCUGUUUGCUGUGAUGUUUGGGGAUGUGGGCCACGGGCUGCUCAUGUUCCUCUUCGCCCUGGCCAUGGUGCUUGCGGAGAACCGGCCGGCAGUGAAGGCCGCGCAGAAUGAGAUCUGGCAGACUUUCUUCAGGGGCCGCUACCUGCUCCUGCUCAUGGGCCUGUUCUCCAUCUACACUGGCUUCAUCUACAACGAGUGCUUCAGUCGCGCCACCAGCAUCUUCCCCUCGGGCUGGAGUGUGGCAGCCAUGGCCAACCAGUCUGGCUGGAGUGAUACAUUCCUGGCCCAGCACGCGAUGCUUACCCUGGAUCCCAACGUCACCGGUGUCUUCCUGGGACCCUACCCCUUUGGCAUCGACCCUGUCUGGAGCCUGGCUGCCAACCACUUGAGCUUCCUCAACUCCUUCAAGAUGAAGAUGUCCGUCAUCCUGGGGGUCGUGCACAUGGCCUUCGGGGUGGUCCUUGGAAUCUUCAACCACGUGCACUUUGGCCAGAGGCACCGGCUGCUGCUGGAGACGCUGCCGGAGCUCACCUUCCUGCUGGGGCUCUUCGGUUACCUCGUCUUCCUAGUCAUCUACAAGUGGCUGUGUGUGUCGGCUGCCAGCGCUGCCUCGGCCCCCAGCAUCCUCAUCCACUUCAUCAACAUGUUCCUCUUCUCCCAUAGCCCCACCAACCGGCCACUCUACCCCCGGCAGGAGGUGGUCCAGGCCACGCUGGUGGUCCUGGCCUUGGCCAUGGUGCCCAUCCUGCUGCUUGGCACACCCCUGCACCUGCUGCGCCGCCACCGCCCCCACCUGCGGAGGAGGCCCGCUGGCCGACAGGAGGAAGACAAGGCUGGGUUGCUGGACCUGCCUGAUGCAUCUGUGAAUGGCUGGAGCUCCGAUGAGGAAAAGGCAGGGGGCCUGGAUGAUGAAGAGGAGGCUGAGCUCGUCCCCUCCGAGGUGCUCAUGCACCAGGCCAUCCACACCAUCGAGUUCUGCCUGGGCUGCGUCUCCAACACCGCAUCCUACCUGCGCCUGUGGGCCCUGAGCCUGGCCCACGCCCAGCUGUCCGAGGUUCUGUGGGCCAUGGUGAUGAGCAUAGGCCUGGGCCUGGGCCGGGAGGUUGGCGUGGCGGCUGUGGUGCUGGUCCCCAUCUUUGCCGCCUUUGCUGUGAUGACCGUGGCCAUCCUGCUGGUGAUGGAGGGGCUCUCGGCCUUCCUGCACGCCCUGCGGCUGCACUGGGUGGAAUUCCAGAACAAGUUCUACUCCGGCACAGGCUACAAGCUGAGUCCCUUCACCUUCGCUGCCACAGAUGACUAGGGCCCACUGCAGGUCCUGCCAGACCUCCGUCCUGACCUCUGAGGCAGGAGAGGAAUAAAGAGGGUCCACCCUGGGGA